Messenger RNA from Meloidogyne enterolobii, 240 nucleotides. Lineage: Eukaryota; Metazoa; Nematoda; Chromadorea; Rhabditida; Meloidogynidae. The record is from the annotation of a GenBank genome assembly.
AUGACUGAACAAAAUCACAAUAUUGAAAUAAAUUCCUCCUCUGCUCCAACUGAAGGGAUUUCGUCUGAACUUCUCAUAAAUGUUAUUAGAACAUUAACAUCAACUUCAUCAGAUGAUCAGCGUCAAUUGGAGAGAGAACGUAUUGAACAAGGAUAUCAACAAUCUGAGAAGAAUAUUGACAAACUUCUUAGAGGUUUAUUUAUUUAUUUAAACUUUUAUUUUAAAAUUUUGUUUAGUUAA